Electrophorus electricus (electric eel) is the source of this 1142-nucleotide messenger RNA. Its product is annotated as thymosin beta-11-like. Gene Ontology annotation, cellular component: cytoplasm. Gene Ontology annotation, molecular function: actin monomer binding. The record is from RefSeq and is a predicted model, not a curated record. Gene Ontology annotation, biological process: regulation of cell migration; actin filament organization. Lineage: Eukaryota; Metazoa; Chordata; Actinopteri; Gymnotiformes; Gymnotidae.
UUGCAUAUUUCCCUGUAUAUAUUUUAUGCUUGCGCAUUGGCGCGCUACAGUGCUGCGACGUAGAGUUUAUCGAGAUUGUAAACGUUAAACCUGUCUAUCUAGACAUACAACAAUAAUCAUGUCUGACAAGCCCAACCUGGAUGAGGUCACCAGCUUCGACAAGAGCAAGCUGAAGAAGACGGAGACUCAGGAGAAGAACCCGUUACCAUCUAAAGAAACCAUCGAACAGGAGAAGCAGGCGACAUCGUGAAGACCCAGGUCUCCCACAUGCACUGUGCACAACCCCUUCCCUGCAUUGCCUUCUUUUCAUUCACUUCUUUUAGCUGUAUUACUUUGUAACCGAAACGUUGAAAGAGUAACAAACAAAAAAAAAAUGUCACUUAAAAAAAAACAAAACCUAAAGCUGCCAUCAGUGUUGGAUGGAAUUGAAAUCACCCUCUCUGCCAACAGCCAGGAGAAGAGCCCUGUCCUCCCGCUCCUUUCCAAUCCAGCAAAGAAAGAGAUGCUUCAGAUUCAUGGAGCACAUAGCUUGGAAACAUCCGGAUAUAUGGCAGGCUACACGAUGUUGGCCUGAACUAUUGUAGACACAGAAAGGGGCAAUGGACAAGGGGGUGUGGCCUUGGAAUGUGGACGUUCCCAAAUUUACCAACCAGUUGAGGCGUGGCUUUGUCAACAUGUGACCUGCUCACCAGUUUGAGGCAUUGCUUUUUUUUUUUUUUUUUUUUUUUUUUUUUUUUUUUUUCCCUUUUGUAAUUUUUAGUUAUGAUAAUGCACAAUAUUUGCUUUUUAUGUUGUCAGUGAUUAACACUUUGUUGGCGCUGCCUCGGGCAAAUGCUUGUUGACCAAGAGAUAGAGAAAAGGUGGGGUCAAACUAGAUUGAGGAAAACACUCCUAAGAUUAUGAGGGUUUUUUCAGUUGAUUGUACCCUUUUGUUGGUGUGGUUUUGGGGUAUCUUUUUCUGUUUCACCCUCUCUCAGUUGUCUUAUGGAGGCUGUCAUUUCUCGAAAUGAAUUCCAUGUGGUCGCUUUCAGCUGUAGAUCAAUUGUUUUAGUAAAAACUCAGCAACCAUGUUACUUUGCCACAAACUGUUAUCAAUAAUGGAAAACAAAUGUUGUAAUAAAAAAAACACCUUUGUUAUCAAA